AUGGCUCAACUCAAAGAUGAAUUGUUCCGAUAUGGAAACACCGACGGUGAAAUCGCGUUAUUACCCGACUCCAGCGCAUCAAUCUGUCCAGAAAUGGCAGAAACUAGUCCCCGUCGAUAUGUUUUGGUGCAACUAUUAGAUGGGGACCAAAGCGUCACAAUAGCUUUGGAUGUCACAAGUGUGUAUGUGUUGUGUUAUCGACCAGGAAACGGAGCCAGGUCACACUUGUUUCCCGGUGUGUCCGAAGCUGUACGAAAUGUUGUGUUCCCAAACACUCGAGGACGAGAACUUCCAUUUACUGAACGUUAUGGAUCUCUAGAAGGAGCUGCAGGAGUAGGUUACAGAAGUCAAAUCCCUCUGGGAAUUGAGGAGCUACAGCAUCAUAUUCAAAACAUGAAUGAUUACGAUCCUGCUAGUCCACAUGAUCGUACAAUCGCAAGAGCCCUUUUAGUUUGUAUCCAGAUGAUUUUGGAACCUGCGCGAUUUAGAUUCAUCGAGGGAGAAAUAGCUGAGGUGGCACAGCCUCUUCCGGAUGGAUCUUGUCAAGUGUUACAUCCAGAUGCUUUAACGAGGGCGUUUCAAAACAAUUGGGACUCCAUCUCCGAAAACGCCCAGUCUGCAGUCUAUGGAAUCUUUCCAAAUGAUGUCCGUUUAGUACUUGAUUCUCGAGAAGAACCACUGAUUUUCGACAGCCUGGCAUCCGUGCGUUUCAUUGUUGCAUUAAUGCACAUAGCGUGCAAAACCCGAAAACUUAAACCGCAGUUUUUGCAAAUGCCAGCAUCAAUAUCACCCUCUUCUUUUCCCAUGGUUAUGAGAUCCACAGGCCUCCAAGAGAACGAUGAAACUUGCGACGUCGUAUUAGCUCCAACGUCGUACAUCAUCGGACAAAAUGGUCUGUGUGUCAACGUAUACCAGGAAGACCACGCGGAUGGACACCAAGUAAUCUGA
Molecule: messenger RNA, 948 nt
Organism: Hibiscus syriacus
Lineage: Eukaryota; Viridiplantae; Streptophyta; Magnoliopsida; Malvales; Malvaceae
Product: abrin-a-like
Exons: 1
Coding region: 1-948 (315 amino acids)
Biological process (GO): negative regulation of translation
Molecular function (GO): rRNA N-glycosylase activity
Source: RefSeq, a predicted model, not a curated record